Schizophyllum commune H4-8 is the source of this 423-nucleotide messenger RNA. RefSeq lists its product as uncharacterized. Lineage: Eukaryota; Fungi; Basidiomycota; Agaricomycetes; Agaricales; Schizophyllaceae. The record is from RefSeq and is a predicted model, not a curated record. Bases 1 to 423 code for a protein of 140 amino acids. The transcript has 6 exons.
AUGGCUACAACAGAAGAAGAGCCACUCACGAACACCAUCGCACCAAAGACCUCGGCUACCCUUACUGUCCGAGUAAUCAAAUCCUUUGAGUACCGGACCGAGAAGUCUCUCGUCCUGCACAAUGUGAACCUCGAGACGACCACCGUCGGCCGUCUGAAGGAGAUUGCGAGAGAAGCUGUUAUGUCGCAGCCCGGAUGGAAGCCCUACCGGAAUGUCCAUUAUGACACUCUGAAGCUAUAUACCAAGGCCCAUGGAUCGAAGACGUCGAAUCUCAUCAUCAACCUCGACCAUGAUGAAUGGAUCUUGUCCGACGACAGUGCGAUCCUCGCAGAUCUUGGCUUCGAGAACGAGACGGAGGUCAGCUUCUUUAACCGCGAGUUGUACGAAGAAUACAAGAAGCAUCCGGAGACAAAGUGGGACUGA